Molecule: messenger RNA, 2486 nt
Organism: Drosophila eugracilis
Lineage: Eukaryota; Metazoa; Arthropoda; Insecta; Diptera; Drosophilidae
Gene: Papss
Product: bifunctional 3'-phosphoadenosine 5'-phosphosulfate synthase
Exons: 4
Coding region: 313-2202 (629 amino acids)
Biological process (GO): sulfate assimilation; 3'-phosphoadenosine 5'-phosphosulfate biosynthetic process
Molecular function (GO): adenylylsulfate kinase activity; ATP binding; sulfate adenylyltransferase (ATP) activity
Source: RefSeq, a predicted model, not a curated record
GGUGUUUGUAUAUGGAUGUGAAUUAGAAAUAAUACAUUUUUCGGUGGCAUAUUUUAAACAUUUGGUUACCAAAGUUUGGUAUAAUUAGAACUAAGUUUUAAACAAAUAAGUGCAAUAGUUCUGCUCCCGAGAGAGAAUCAUAGUUUUCAGGACUGAAAAAACAGCUUCAAAACGCGUCCGUGGAACAUUUCAUUCAUCGAUUGGGUUGAAUCUCGAUUCAAAGUGCUACUUUUCACAGUAUUGUUUGCAAGUGCUCGGCAAGAGGACGUGUUCUUUUAGUGGGUCACAUCAUAGAUUGAUUCCAGUCAAAAAAUGAGCGAGGUGCCGGAGAGCAGUAAAAAGCGCCAGAAAACGUGCCUACAGGUAGCAACGAAUGUGACCGAGCAGAAGCACCAUGUCACCAGGGAGACUCGAGGCAAGAAUUUGGGCCUGUGCCGUGGAUUCAGAGGAUGCACUGUUUGGCUGACUGGCCUCAGUGGCGCUGGAAAAACCUCGAUCGCCUUUGAGCUUGAGGCAUAUCUGGUAUCGCGUGGCAUUCCCGCCUACGGGCUGGACGGUGACAACAUCCGCACCGGACUUAACAAGAACCUGGGAUUUACGCCCGCCGACCGCGAGGAGAAUAUUCGGCGGGUAGGCGAGGUGGCCAAGCUGUUCGCCGACAGCGGAGUAGUGGCCAUCUGUAGCUUCGUUUCCCCCUUCGCCGACGAUCGUGAGAUGGCGCGCAAGAUCCACAAGGACGCGGGUCUGAAGUUCUACGAGAUAUUUGUGGACACUCCGUUGGACGUAUGCGAAACGCGCGAUGUUAAAGGACUUUACAAAAAGGCACGUGAGGGUGUCAUUAAGGGUUUCACUGGCAUCACGCAGGAGUACGAGCGACCCCAAAUGCCGGAACUAGUGGUCAAUACCCACGGCUAUACGGUACGCGAGUCCACACAGAAGCUAGUGACGCUGCUUGAGCAGGAAGGCAUUAUUCCACGAUCGCUCCGUGACGUGGACCAAUUGCCGGAGCUCUAUCCUAGCGAAUCCAUUGCCACGGAGGCUUUGCGUCAUGAGGCCGAGUCUCUACAGGCCAUUGAGAUCAGCACUGUGGAACUGCAGUGGGUUCAGGUUCUGGCCGAAGGCUGGGCAUAUCCACUACGCGGAUUCAUGCGUGAGGACGAAUAUUUGCAGACGCUACACUUCAAUACACUCCAAAGCGGCAUGGAUGGUUCCUAUCGAGAGAACCAUUCCGUGCCCAUUGUUCUAAGCGCCAGUCAGGCUGACAAGGAUCGCUUGGACGGGUCCUCAUCGCUGACACUCAAAUAUCAAGGCAAAGCGGUGGCAAUUCUGCGCCGUCCCGAAUUCUACUAUCACCGCAAGGAGGAGCGGCUAGCCCGGCAGUUUGGAACCACCAAUCCAAAUCAUCCUUACACCAAGCAGGUCUACGAGUCCGGCGAUUAUCUCGUUGGUGGUGAUUUGGCUGUGAUCGAGCGAAUUCGCUGGGAGGACGGAUUAGAUCAGUAUAGGUUGACCCCCAACGAGCUGAGGCGCCGGUUUAAGGAGCUUAACGCAGACGCCAUCUUCGCAUUUCAGUUACGCAAUCCCAUCCACAAUGGACAUGCCCUUCUCAUGCAGGACACUCGUCGUCAGCUGCUAGAUCGUGGCUUCAAGCAGCCAGUGCUCUUGCUACAUCCUCUGGGUGGUUGGACCAAGGACGAUGAUGUGCCACUAGAUGUGCGCAUGAAGCAGCACCAGGCCGUCCUUGACGCUGGUGUUCUGCGACGCGAAGAUACUGUUCUAGCUAUCUUCCCUUCGCCCAUGAUGUACGCCGGACCCACGGAGGUUCAGUGGCACGCGAAGGCUCGAAUGAACGCGGGUGCCAACUUCUACAUCGUGGGGCGUGACCCGGCGGGCAUGCCGCAUCCAGACAAGGAAGCUUAUCCAGAUGGCAACUUGUACGAUGCCACACACGGAGCCCGGGUGCUGAAAAUGGCCCAGGGCCUUGACAGCAUGGAGAUUCUUCCAUUCCGAGUAGCUGCCUAUGACAAAAGCUCCAGUAGAAUGGCCUUCUUCGAGCCAAAACGCAAGGAUGAAUUCGAGUUCAUCUCUGGGACAAAGAUGCGCACCCUGGCCAAAACCGGAGCUAGUCCGCCGGAUGGCUUCAUGGAGCCGGAAGCGUGGCGCAUCCUAUCCACAUACUACCAGAACCUACCGCAGGCGUAACCCGCUGCUUAUACCCGACCAGCAACGUGCAAUUCCUCUUAGUUAUAGCUUAUGUGCUUAUGUUCUUAUUCCCCUAAUCACUUAUCACAUAUGGAGUCUAUCGUUAUUAACCCAAAUCCGGGCCUGUUCCUGUGUGUGAAUGUCUGUACUCCUCCCAAUUAAAUGUUCGUAUCGUACAAUCUACUUUUAUCUAAACUUAAGUCACCCAAUUCUCUGUUUAUCUUAAGCAAAAUGUCGUGCAGCUAUUUUGUGGACUGUUUUUUAAAUACAUAUAUAAAUAAUUA